Molecule: messenger RNA, 3192 nt
Organism: Closterium sp. Naga37s-1
Lineage: Eukaryota; Viridiplantae; Streptophyta; Zygnematophyceae; Desmidiales; Closteriaceae
Source: the annotation of a GenBank genome assembly
AUGGAAGCACAUCGCUCCAACAACGCACAGCUCUGCACUGAUGUUUCCACCGGAGCUGCUGCCCAACCCGCUGGAUCUGCAGCAGCGGUGGCAGCAGUGGGUGCAGCAGUAGUGGCAGCAGUGCGGAUCUCCACCUUCCACUCCUUCUGCUUGCAGACCCUCAGGCAGUUCGCACACCUGGCGGGCCUGCCUAAGGACUUCACCGUCUUCCCUCCCAAGAUGCAGGUCAACACCGAGUCCAUCCCUUCCCUUCCCUGUCUGGCAGAGACGUUGAUGGAGCUGCUGCAGGAGUGGGCGGAGAGGAAAGCUGCAGAGGCAGGGGAGCAUGGAGCCAGUCGAAUAAGCGUGCCAACAGGAAAGAAGUACCGGCGCCGCCUCGUGCUCAACAAGGCCGUCGACUUCUCCCAGUUCGCCCCCAAGGCGGUGAAGCUGCUGCACUUACAUCCAGAGAUACUCGCGUCGAGCAGCACGCGCAGCAGCAGGGAGCACGUGCAUAGCAGAGCGCGCACUGCUGCAGCUGCAGCUUCGUCCAGGAGCCACCUGCGUGUGUCGCACGUGCUUGUGGACGAGUUUCAAGACACCGACAGCUGUCAGAUGGAGCUGCUUCUGCUGCUCUGCCGCCCGCUGCCGUCCGCGCCGACCCUGACCCUCGUGGCCGACGACGACCAGCAGAUCUACUCCUUCCGCGGCGCCAUGGGCCUGCCGAACCUGCGCCGCUUCCUCCGAACCUACCCGCAGGCUCGGACAGUCUGUCUCGACCAGAACUUCCGAAGCUGCGGCUCGGUGGUGGAGGCCGCCCGCCACGUCAUCGCGCACAACCAAUGGCGGCACGCCAAGUGGAUGGUGACAGCAGCACCAGUGGGCCCGCUUGUCUCCUUAUGCGAGUGCCGCACGGAUCGGUGCGAGGCGGCAGCUGUGGUCGGCAAGAUCUGUCAUCUAGUGGGGUCGUGCGGGGUGCCAGCGAAUCAGAUCGCAAUCCUGUACCGUGUGCAGGUAGUAGGAAAGGUGAUUCGGCAGUAUCUGAAGAGCCAUGGGAUCAAGGUGUCUUCUGCUGCGACAGGAGGAGGGGGAGCAGGAGGCUUUGGAGGUGGAGGAGGGGGAGGAGGAGGAGGGGCGGCAGGAGGAGGGGAAUGGGGAGCAGCAGAGGAGGAUGGGGUAGCAGUAGCUGCAAAUGGCUUUAUAGCAGAGGGGGGUAACAGUGCGACGGCUGGUGCUCGGGGAGGAAGGGGGACGGGGACAGUAGGAGCAGUUUUCCAUGAUAUCCUGGCUCUUCUGCGAUUGGCUGCCAAUGAAUCGGAUGACGUGGCGUGUCGGCAGGUCCUGCGCUUUGUGUGUCCGCCGCCCACCCGCCAGGUGGCAGUCUGUCUGCGCACGCUACAGUGCGCCCCACACCGCAUCUCCCUCCUGCCUGCCGCCCGCAUGAGUCUUCACCUCCUCGGGAUCUCCCGCUGCGCCGCCCUCUCCAACGUGUCUUCCACCAACCCAGGCAGUGCUUGUAACGGAUCAGCAGGCAACAGCAGUGCUUAUAACGGAUCACACUCUACCCAUGCACACAAUGCAGCCGACCCCGCAUGGCCCCACACGCUUUCACCAGACGACACGGAGGUUCUAGAGGGAAUAAGGAGGAUGGCUGCAUCAGUCUCUGAGCUGCAAGGUCUUCUGGGCAUCCCGCCGCCUGGCUGGUCCUCUCCCCCUGCUCCUGCCUCCUCUACUCCUGCCUCUGCAUCGCGCCCCCCUGCAAGCAGCAGGAGGAAAGGCAAUGCUGCUGGGAUCAUGGGUCUGGGUGGUGGUCCCUCGCCCUUCCCUACGUUUGUUCACGGAGGAGGAAGGGAGGAGGAGGGGGAGGACGAUGGAGUGUCCUGUGAGGCUUUGGUGAGGUGUGCACUUCGGUUUGUAAGAACAGUGAGGGGUGGGGAGGGGCGGAGUGGGGCGGGGGUGGGGGCGGAGGUGGUGGUGCAGGGGGUGCUGGGGGGCGGAGGGGGAGGGGGUGUGGUAGGAGCAGUUGGGGGAGGGAGAGGGGGUGGUAGGACGGGUGGGGGAGGGUGGGGAGGCGGGCGUGGGGGGUCGGGGGGGCAGGGGGGAGGGGCAGGUGCAUUGGAUCCAGCCAUGUUUGCCGGUGUGAGAGCUCUGCUUCUUGAGGCAGCAGCUUUUGACAGGGAGAGGAGGCAUACACGGCAGCCGAUGCAGGCGAGAGUAACGAGUGCUGCAGCAGCAGUGGCGUCAUCAGCAGCAGGAGCAGCAGCAGGAGGAGCAGCAGGAGCAGCAUCAGGAGGAUCUGCAUUGAGGAAAGCAGGUGAAGGAGCAGAAGCAGUGGGGGGAAUGGGGUUGGGAGUUUUGCCAGGAAGGGUGGUGUCAGGGUGUGAUGCGGGGAGCGAAAGAAACAACUGCGGCAACGGUAACAGCAGCAGCGGAAUUAGCAGCAGCAGGCACAUGGCCAAUCCAGGUGGUUACUUCUCCCCAGCUACCACCCCUGUGAAAGACCGUUACAGUCCGGGUGGCAGCAGUGAGAGCAAGCAGGGCGGCAGGAGGCCGAGCUACGCCGACCUGCUGCUGCAGCGUGACGGAGUGGUGGGAGUGGUGGGCGGCGCUGCACAGGGAAUGGGGCUCGCCCGAUGGUCGAAUGCUGCAGGGACUUACGCUGCAAGGCAAGCUGAGUUUGAGAGAAGGAUGGGGAGGCAAGGAGAGAUGGGCUUGGAGGAGGCGCAGGCGCAUUGGAUCCGGCCAUGUUUGCUGGGUCCGGGCGGCAGUGAGAGCAAGCAGGGCGGCAGGAGGCCGAGCUAUGCUGACCUGCUGCUGCAGCGUGAAGGAGUGGACAACGGAGGGGUGGUGCUGAGUACGAUUCACCAGGCCAAGGGGCUGGAGUGGCAGGCUGUGAUUGUAGUGAGGGCGAACGAGGGCGUGCUGCCACUGGUGGACUUCAGUAGAGUCACACAGGCCCCUGCCACUGCCGCCACCACCAACUACUCGCCCACGCCCCAAACCCUACAACCGACAACAGCGACAACGACAGCAGAAGCAGCUGCAGCUGCAGCAGCAGCACAGGGGGGAUCAUCGCGACCAGGUGCCUAUACGGCAGGUGGGGCAGUGGCAGGAAGAGAGGGGUGUGGGCGUGAGUGUGGGUUGCGGCCCCUGCCUCUGCUGCCUGCCAUGCCCCCGGACUACGACGCUCAUCUGGAGGAGGAGGUGAGCUGA